UAUGUAGUUGUAUCGUUAAAAACUUUAAUGUCAACCUCUUUUCAGUAAACUUAUUAAAUAAUUCAGUAGGGGCACAGGUCGUGGUAUAAUGGAGUAUUAUAGAUUCCAAGUCACAUUGUUCAUGUGGCAGUGCUCGCGCGACACCUGAAGUGAUUGGGUACCGUAACCAUGUAUCAGGAAACCGAAGGAGUCACCUCCAAGACCGAGAAGAACAAAUUUGAGUCUUCUAUCAGUGAGCUGAAGAAGAAGGCGUUUGUGUCUGCUGCUGACAUAGAGAGCUAUGGCGAGAGCGGUGUGACGGAGCAAUAUCAAAAAGCGUACCAUCGCUCCCUAGUGGAUCCCGAGGGAUUCUGGGCCGACGUGGCAAAAGAGAUCGAGUGGGCUAAGCCUUGGGACAAGGUACUGGAUCACUCCAAUCCUCCAUUUACAAAAUGGUGGGUAGGCGGCGAGUUUUCCGUCUGUCACAACGCAAUCGAUCGGCAUGUGGAGAAAGGCCAGGGCGACAGCGUGGCCCUGGUACACGACUCACCGCUCACGGACACAGUGAGGCGCAUCACGUACAGCGAGAUGAGGGACCAGGUAUCUCGCUUAGCCGGGAAACUGACGGAGCUACGAGUGACGCGAGGGUGCCGCGUCCUGAUCUACAUGCCGCUGAUCCCCGAGGCAGUCAUCGCCAUGCUGGCGACCAACCGCAUCGGGGGCAUCCACUCUGUGGUAUUCGGAGGAUUUGCGGCUAGAGAGCUGAGAACAAGAAUUGAGCACGCUGAACCCACUGUUAUUAUUGCUGCUAGUUGUGGAGUUGAACCAAAUAAAAUUGUUAGAUACAAAGAUAUCUUAGACGAGGCACUAUCUCAAAGCUCACACCAGCCCUUGAAGUGCAUUAUUUACCAGCGGCGAAGAGUUCUUGAGUGUUCUCUUGAGAAAGACAGAGACAUGUGCUGGAAAGAGGCACUUGAGAGCGAACCGGUGCCAUGCGUGCCUGUCGAGUCAAAUGAACCCUUAUACAUUCUGUAUACUUCUGGAACUACUGAUGCUCCGAAAGGUGUCCAACGCCCAUGUAGUCAUGCAGUUACGCUUUGUUGGUCCAUGAGCACAAUAUAUGGCUUAAAAAAAGGUGUUUGGUGGGCUGCCUCUGACCUUGGCUGGGUAGUGGGUCAUUCAUAUAUCUGUUACGGCCCCCUACUUGCCGGUCUGACCACUGUUUUGUACGAAGGCAAGCCGGAUCGGACACCCGAUCCAGGACAGUAUUUCAGGAUAAUAGAACAGCAUCGAGUAAAUGCGUUAUUCACAAUCCCCACCGCAAUUCGUGUAUUGAAGAGGGCCGAUCCCAACGCUAAAUACGCUAGGAGAUAUUGUAAUCAGUCUUUGAAAUCAGUAUUCAUUGCCGGAGAACAUUGCGACCAAGACACACGUCUAUGGGCAGAACGUAUUUUUUCAGUGCCCGUGCUAAACCACUGGUGGCAGACAGAAACAGGGUCAGCGAUUACUGCUGCCUGUCUCGGGUAUGGCAUUAAAUCAGUACCGCCACAUUCCGCUGGUUACCCUGUUCCAGGAUACGAGAUGCAUGUUCUAAGAGAAGACGGUUCAGAAUGUGAAACGGGCGAAGUCGGUAGAUUAGUCGCAAAGCUUCCUCUGCCUCCUGGGUUUGCCUCCACACUCUGGCAAGCAGAUGACAGAUUUAAGAAGACAUACUUCGAGUCGUAUCCAGAUUACUACGAUACUCAAGAUGCCGGUUGGAUAAGUGCAGAAGGAGCCGUUUGGGUUGUAGCCCGGGCAGAUGACAUCAUUAAUGUAGCUGGUCAUAGGCUAUCGACUGCAGCUAUUGAAGAUGUUGUGCUAAAGCACGCAAGGAUAGCAGAUGCUGUUGUCGUAGGUGCCCCUGAUGCUACCAAGGGCGAUGUACCUCUUUGUCUUUACGUAAUGAGACCACCCCAAGAUGAUGAAGAAAUUGUGGCUGAAAGUACAGUAACCCAGGAACUUAUCGCAUUAGUUCGCCAUCUGAUUGGGCCAAUAGCGGCGUUUAGGAAAGCAGUUGCAGUCCCUGCGCUACCACGGACUCGGUCUGGCAAAGCGCUCAGAGGAGCAAUUGCUAAAUUAGCUAGAUCACAAUUAGUGCGACUGCCAGCUACAAUUGAAGAUGCAAGUGUAUUUGCUGAAAUAAAAAUUGCACUGCAAAAGUUCGGAUAUGCCAUAGAUGCACCCGAUCCUGAAGUUUAAGAAAAUACCAACUAUCCUCAUUUCAAUCUUAAUGAUUGAAGUUUUUUUAGGAAACUUAGGAAAUCAAACAAAUAUGUGCUUUAAGUUUGUGUUUAAAUAUAAGAUGAGGUAUUUAUUUACGUAUUUUAAGUUGAUUUUUGUACCUACCUAUAUAUAUUUACACAAUUUUUUUUUGAAACGAUGAUGAAAAUAAUGGGGUUGGCCGGUCGAAAUAAUUAGCAGAUGGCGCCUGCAUAGCUUGCCCUGUCAAUUAUGGAUGGUAUAGAAAGGAUGCCAAUCUCUUAUGGCAGAAUUGUUGCAAAAGUGACCGCUUUCAGCUUUAAAUCUUUCCGGUGGCGCUAGUUAGGCUCUGGGACAUGAGUGUAACAUGAGCCAUAUAAGGCAACAAAUAACCCGACCAAAUUACGUAGGUUGUUUUUGGUGGUAUUUCGGUGUAUGGUGGCGCCGCCUAAUUACUGUUUUUUGAUGGACACUUUUCAUACAUAGAGAUUUGGCUCCUUUAUAGUCUCCAUGCUGUCAAUCCCUAGAAUUGUGUCAAAUAUUUGUUUUUUUAAUGCCCUGGGUGGCAGCCCUUAAGCCUUUUCUAUGCACCGGAUGGAGUACACGGGCCAAAAAGUGUGUCCACAUGAGAUGUCAAAGUGGGCGGUUGCAUCUCUUUCUAAUUAGGGUGACCAUAAGUCAUAUGUAUGUGGGAUAUUAGGAUAAGUUGGAAUGUAUAGUUUGGCCAAGAUCUUUUUUCAUUCAUGCAUAGGAAGUCAGAGAGAAUGGAUAUAGUUUUUUUCUCCUCUGUAAAACGCUUCACAAAACCUUACUUAAUUUAGUCGUUAUAAAAACUGUUACUGAUGACAGACAGACUGACAGACGGACAGCGGAGUCUUAGUUAUAGGGUCCCGUUUUUACCCUUUGGGUACGGAACCCUAAAAAUGGUCACUUUUUUCAUUUGUAGUCUGCCUCUUUCGCACUCAUGGUAUGUUCAUAUACGUAAUGGCUUCUCUUUUGCACACUUCAGCUAUUCUUUAAGCGUCAUCGUAGUUAAUUGCCCAAUUUUUUUUUUAUUUGCCGUCUUCGUGUACUGACGGAAAUGUGUGUUCAACUUAUAUAGAAUAUUAUGUAUAAAUGUGACUGUAAUAUUUAAAUUUUGGCAAUUAUAUAGCUCUCAUUACGUGCACAAAUAAAUCACUUAUCUAUCUAUCUAUCUAUCUAUCAACCAAAUAAUUAAACAUGCCAAAAUAAAGAUAUACUUAUUUAGGUAAACUUAUUUUUACAUUAAGUAAGUACGUAGGUAAUAAGAACUGUAAGGCCGAUUCACAUCGUGCCGACAUCAUAGUCACCCUAAUGAGUUUGACAAUGUUUUCUUGUAUUUUUAUCGUAAACUUUAAUAGUUGAGGCUUACCUGUGAAAAGAUAUACCACAAUCAACAAAACUUUCACUUCUGCAACCUUUCACACAACAUCUUUUACCCAUUUUAUACUUUAUUUCGCAAAUAAAUCUUGAGCGCCGCCAUUCAUGUAUUUUGAAAAUUUCUUUGUCAAGUUGGGGAUACCAAUUAAUAUUCAAAGUUACUACAAUGUCUACCAUAUUAAAGAUAUGUAUUUUUUGUUGUGCACAUGCUUGGUUAAAUAAGUUAAUAAUAUUGACAUUAUAACUAUUUACAAAUUACGUAAAAGAUAUCAGAACCGCACUCUGAAUAUAGCACUUAAAUAAUAUAAGAAGGUAUUUAAUUUUAGUAGUUAUUGAUAUAAAUACUACCAAAAUGGUAUUUUUUUAACAUUGGCAACAUGUGCGAGUGGGACACCGCGACCCACUUUUGCUAUCUCAUGUGGACCGUUUUCUCUAGUCUGGUACGAACACCUUUCUGGCUCGGUGAUAAGGUUCAAUUUAGUAUGGCAAAAAAAGUGACAGCUCGCUCCUGUUUAGGGUAUAACUUCAUGUUUCUAUGAGAUUUAGAAAAAGGGGCGAGCUAGAUGGCGCCAUCGCCAUCUCUGCAAACCUUUGACAGUUGCCAACCCCAUUCUGAAGGCACAAGUUGAGUCGAUGCAAUUUCAAAACGCAUCGUCAGAAAUGUCAACAUUGUCAACUUCAAACAUUUUACUUUAAAUAUUUCUCACCGUCUCCGACUCACGUUAUUUUUACGUACGAAGGUUCUUUUACGAUAUUAUGUGAAGUGAUUCCAGUGAUGAACAUGAUCUAACUAACGCCUGUGGAUGUUGCACUCCUCGCUAUAGUGAGGUGAAAAGUUUUGUGUUACACACGGGUGCGGUGCAAAUGUUUUACUUCUCGUGUGUUGAAACAUUCGCUGGUAAAAUAUAACUUUGCACCCUUGUAUAACAAAUAACUAUUAAGACGCUGUACGGUUAAAAGUCGCAUAUUGCACACGAUUUUUAAUCAAUUUUAUGCAUGAGAAUACUCAAAGAGAAUAUAAUCACUACGUUUUAAGAAUACUUACGAACUGUUUCAUUUCAUUUCAUUUUUCAUUUCAAACACACGAAACGACACACGAGCACAAAUACACGACCAAACGUUUAAGGGCCCUCCACACUCAU
This is a messenger RNA of Cydia strobilella, 4760 nucleotides long. RefSeq names its product acyl-CoA synthetase short-chain family member 3, mitochondrial. Gene Ontology annotation, cellular component: mitochondrial matrix. Lineage: Eukaryota; Metazoa; Arthropoda; Insecta; Lepidoptera; Tortricidae. The record is from RefSeq and is a predicted model, not a curated record. The transcript has 12 exons. Gene Ontology annotation, molecular function: propionate-CoA ligase activity. The coding region runs from base 169 to 2217 and encodes 682 amino acids.